Messenger RNA from Colletes gigas, 2598 nucleotides. Its product is annotated as ATP-dependent RNA helicase DDX42. Lineage: Eukaryota; Metazoa; Arthropoda; Insecta; Hymenoptera; Colletidae. The transcript is spliced from 10 exons. The coding region runs from base 135 to 2528 and encodes 797 amino acids. The record is from RefSeq and is a predicted model, not a curated record. Gene Ontology annotation, molecular function: RNA helicase activity; nucleic acid binding; ATP binding.
CGUUCGAUAUUAAGGAUUUUGGAGUGGCAUUUUGUUAAGUAUAAGACGAAUUCUUGGGACGAUAUUAUUGUGUAAGAUACUAUUCGACCCACGUAAUCGCCCUAAAAUAUCGGCCAAAAAGUGAUACAGUGUUUAUGUGUGAGGCAUACGUAUUUCGACAUUAUAAAACCGGACUAGUGUGUCACAAAGAUAAUAAGGAAAAUAUGAGUUAUCAUCGUGGAGGUGGUAACAAGCCAAAAGGCUUUGGAUUUGCUGGCUUUCAAAUGUCUAGCACAAAAAGAAGCGGUUCUAAUAUACCACCGCCUCCUCCAAAUUCUACAUUAAGUAAACAAGGGUAUCACACUAUGAACUCUAUUACCGAGAAUGCCUUAUCUGCAUGUUGGGGCAUGCCAAAGAAACGUAGCAAAACUGAAGAAGAGUACUUUGAGGAUGAUGAUGACACUCCAGCAUCUUCCCUGGAAUAUAUCCCAGCCCCUGGAUCUCCUACUUACGAGCUAAUGAAAAAGUCGACUCCUAAAGCAGAUAGCGACAGCGAAGAAGAUCCUUUGGAUGCCUUCAUGGCUGGUAUAGAUGCAGAAGUGAAAAGGAAUACUUACGAAGCUCAACUAGCCGAAGACGAGCGCAAAGAAGAUAAGUCUAAAGGAUUUAGGGCCGACAUUGACGGAGAAGACGACGAAGAGAGUUACUACAGGUAUAUGGAGGAGAACCCAACUGCUGGUUUACAACAAGAAGAAUCCGAUCAGGAAAUCGAGUACGAUGAAGACGGAAACCCUAUAGCACCACCAAAAAAGAAAGAAAUCGAUCCACUUCCUCCAAUCGAUCACAGCGAAAUACAAUACGAAUCGUUCGAGAAAAAUUUUUAUAACGUUCACGAAGAAAUCGCUAAUUUAAAUAAAGAACAAAUCGACGAUUUGAGAAAUACUUUGGGAAUCAAAGUGUCGGGUCCAUCUCCACCGAACCCGGUUACCAGUUUCGGUCAUUUUGGUUUCGACGAUGCGUUAAUAAAAGCCAUCAGAAAAAACGAAUACACCCAACCCACCCCUAUUCAAGCUCAAGCUGUGCCUGCCGCGUUGAGUGGCAGGGACAUAAUAGGUAUAGCAAAGACUGGUAGCGGUAAAACAGCGGCCUUUAUUUGGCCAAUGUUGGUUCACAUUAUGGAUCAACGAGAACUAAAGGCUGGUGAUGGACCCAUUGGUCUGAUUUUGGCUCCAACAAGAGAAUUAUCUCAGCAGAUCUAUCAAGAAGCACGAAAGUUUGGGAAAGUUUACAAUAUUCAAGUGUGUUGUUGUUACGGUGGUGGCAGUAAAUGGGAACAGAGUAAAGCGUUGGAAGGAGGGGCAGAAAUUGUAGUUGCAACGCCGGGUAGAAUGAUAGAUUUGGUUAAAAUGAAGGCAACGAACUUGAGCAGAGUAACGUUUCUCGUGUUGGACGAAGCCGAUAGAAUGUUCGACAUGGGUUUCGAGCCGCAAGUACGUUCUAUAUGCAAUCACGUGAGGUCGGACAGGCAAACAUUGUUGUUCAGUGCAACUUUCAAAAAGAGGGUGGAAAAGCUUGCGAGGGACGUUUUAACGGAUCCUGUUAGAAUAGUUCAGGGGGACGUCGGUGAAGCGAACGCUGACGUCACCCAGCACGUGACAGUCUUCAACAAUAAUCCAACCGGAAAAUGGACUUGGUUGUUACAAAAUUUGGUCGAGUUUUUAAGCGCUGGUAGUCUGCUGAUCUUCGUAACCAAAAAGCUCAAUGCGGAAGAACUCGCGAACAAUCUUAAAUUGAAAGAAUUCGAUGUUUUGCUCUUGCACGGUGACAUGGACCAAGUCGAAAGGAACAAAGUAAUAACGGCAUUCAAGAGGAAGGAUGUCAGUACCUUGGUUGCCACCGACGUCGCCGCUCGGGGUUUGGACAUUCCACAUAUCAAAACUGUCGUCAAUUACGACGUCGCGCGAGAUAUAGAUACCCACACACACAGGAUAGGUAGAACUGGACGUGCCGGAGAGAAGGGUACCGCGUAUACCCUCGUGACGGAGAAAGACAAAGAAUUUGCCGGGCAUCUGGUUCGAAACUUGGAAGGAGCGAAUCAGGAGGUACCAAAGAGUUUGCUAGAUUUGGCGAUGCAAAGUUCCUGGUUCCGAAAAUCGAGAUUCAAAGGAGGAAAAGGGAAAAGUUUAAACGUCGGAGGGGCUGGGCUUGGUUUUAGGGGACGGCCGGAAGUCUCUUCGACCUCGAGUGGCAGUACUUCGUCACAGGGGUCGAAAGACAUAAGCGAAGUCGUGAAGAAAUUGGAGAGACACGGGCCAGGCAGCGAUCGGUUGUCCGCGAUGAAAGCCGCGUUCCGUAGUCAGUAUAAUUCUCAGUUCCGGGCAUCGUCGGAUCAUACGUGGGAACAAACUAUUACGCCUCCUUCUGUGAUAAUGCCUCCACCUCCCCCCAUGCCGCCUAAACCAAAUACGGAGCCACCGCGGAAUCAGGAUAACCAAGCCUCAAACAUCGCAAGGGAAAAGAAAAGAGUGAGAAAGAGUCGAUGGGAAUAAUCCAGCGACUGCGAACUUGCGAUUAUUUUGUGUAUAUUAUUAUACAGCGAUGAUAUGCAAUGGAUCGACG